CUUUGGUGAAUCAUUUAACGGCGAAAUGUUGUUCCCGUGGUUUUGGGUUUCGUUUGUUUCACUGUUAGAUGUAUCGCUUUCACAAGAACCAAUGGAUAUGUUCUGGGUUUCCAGUGACUGUACAACCCACGAUGGAAAGCCACAGAUGUGUUAUCCACCGUUCACCAGCGCUGUAGCCGAUCGGAAAGUGGUUUCAACAAAUACAUGUGGGGAAAAAUCAAGACAGAAAUAUUGUAUCCAUAUGUCAUCAGCUGACAUGUCGAGCAGGUGUCAGUAUUGUGACUCCCGAAAUCUUGCUGAAAGCCACUUCCCCGAGUACAUGACUGAUAAAAAUCCUAACAACUGGUGGCAGUCAGAAACCAUGGCCGACAAUCCCACGUUACAUUUUAGAGAAUCUGUCAAUUUGACAGUUGAUCUCGGCACACAGUUUCAUGUCAAUUACGUAUAUCUCCAAUUCCGCUCGCCUCGACCUCAUGCCAUGGUCAUAUAUAAGAGGUUCGACGAACAAUCGGACUGGACUCACUGGGCUUACUUUUCAAGCAACUGCUACACUUAUUUUGGAAUGAAUUACCACGCUGUUCCGGUAUUCACAAAGCCAGACGAAGUGAUUUGUCAAGAGGAGUAUUCCACUUUGCAGCCGCUAUAUGACGGUGAAGUUAUCUUUUCCGUGAUCAAUGGCAGGCCAAAUUACGAUCGGUUUUUUGAAGAUACCGAAUUACAGCGAUGGAGUACAGCCAGAGAGAUCAAGAUUGAACUGAAGAAAAUGCACACUUUCGGGGACGAACGCGGAGCUGAGAAGGACACACUUUUGACGUACUACUUCGCUAUACAGAAAUUCACCGUGGGAGGAAGGUGUCUUUGUCAUGGUCACGGAAAUGAAUGUCGCCCUACAACUGGACCCGGGCAGCGUGAUCGGUUGGUCUGUGUCUGCGCACCCAGCCACCACACCACAGGAGACAACUGUGAGCAGUGUUCACCAGAUCACAGAGAUGCACCAUGGCAACCUGCAACCCCCGAAAACCCUAAUCCCUGUAAACCUUGUAAAUGCAACAAUAACGCCCGUUUGUGUGAGUUCGAUUCGGAGGCUUAUGCCAGAACAGGAUCCGGUAGUAGAUGCAUUGGUUGUGGGAAUAACACUGAAGGCAUCAACUGUGAACGCUGCAAAACUGGAUAUUUUCCUGACCCCAUACAACCGACGGUUUGCAGGCCAUGUGCAUGCGAUCCUGUGGGCACCGUGACUGGUUACAGCGACUGUUCUAGUACAGGCCAGUGCGUGUGCAAACCGGGCGUCGGUGGUAUCAGAUGUGACCGCUGUCUAGAUGACUACCAUGGGUUUGGUGCCGGUGGAUGCCAACCAUGCAAUUGCAGUCUUGUCGGCGGAUACGAGAAUCGUGCUCUGUGUGAUUCCCAAACAGGUCAGUGUGUCUGCAAACAAAACGUAGCCGGUCGACAAUGCGACAAGUGCAAGCUUGGACAUUACGGACUCAUGUCAAACGAUCCCCUUGGAUGCAAACCGUGCGUCUGUUCCCUCCACUCGUCCGAGUGUGCCUUGGAUACCACAUCGCUUGCCGUUGGGGUCAGUGCAGAACGUAAGCAUUGUUAUCGUAUCUAUCCUAUUGUCCUCCGAACCUUUCAUCGGCAAUUUCGGCAAUUUGAGUGUUUUUAA
This is a messenger RNA of Dicrocoelium dendriticum, 1666 nucleotides long. Lineage: Eukaryota; Metazoa; Platyhelminthes; Trematoda; Plagiorchiida; Dicrocoeliidae. The record is from the annotation of a GenBank genome assembly.